Molecule: messenger RNA, 1352 nt
Organism: Acanthoscelides obtectus
Lineage: Eukaryota; Metazoa; Arthropoda; Insecta; Coleoptera; Chrysomelidae
Source: the annotation of a GenBank genome assembly
AAUUUUGCAAAAUCAUUUUAAAUUAUUCUUUUAUAUAUAAUGAGCACACUACAUGAAUAUUUCCUGAAAAACUAUACUAUUUUUAAUAGAAAUCAAAUUUAAAGUUUGAAUUUUUAGAACCGCGCCAAAAACGCUAUUCCUGUGAUGGCGCCGGCAGAUGACGUCUGUGACGUCACACGCCAGUAAACACGAUCACGAGCUGUCAGCCGAAGUUAAUUUCAUUAUUGUGCUUGAUUUUGCUAUAAAAUCAUAGAUAAAAUGGUCAAUAAAUGGUGUGUAGUGCAAAAAUGUACGAAUACGCGUAUAAAUAGUCCACAAACAUUGUUUGUUUCUGUUCCAACCGAUUGUAAAAGACGACAAAAAAAGUGGUUACUAUUAACUCGGAGAGACCCAAAGGGCAUUUCAUCGACUUCAAAUGUAUUUAUGUGUGUAGAUCACUUCGAUAUGGAAAAAGGCACCAUUAACUACAUGCAGUACAAAAUGGGUUUCAGCAAGAAGAUACUUUUGACAGAAGAUGCUGUGCCAACAAAAUUUCACUGUCAAGAAGAUCGUAAAAGACCACUGUCUGAUGCUGGACUUUCUCGAGGAGCAUAUGUCAAGAGGAAAAGAAUGGAUUUGGUCAACACAUGUUUGCAAAGUCAAAAUGCUACUGAAGCCCAAGCUGAAAGCUUACAAAAAGAUGAGAAUUUGAUACAAGACAUUAUUGAACCUCAAGGUUUAUCAAGAACUCAAGACAGAGAAACUAUUACCAACUCUAUCAUAACUGCAGAAAAAUCUGUGCAAGUAACAAUAAAAGAGAAUGUGCAUCAUAGGAGCAAAUCUGUGCAAACAAGAUGCCAGACUACAAGUAUUUCUACCUCACCAAUGAAAGUUUAUACAACAUCUCGUUCCACUUCGCCCUUUAAGAUUAAACCAUGCAGUCUUCGACCAUCACAGUCUGAAAUUGUCAAAGCAGUCAAGAGAAAUGUUUUUCUUGAAGAUAAAAAGUCAGAUAGUGAUAUUUCCUGUAUUGAAAGUGGUCGCCAUUUAUCACCUUUUGUAACUAAAUCAGCAUCAUCAUCAUCAGGGCUUACCGACUCUGAUAGUAAUAUUACAGAUGCCAAUGAGAAUAUUGAAAAAUUAGAGUGCCUCAAAAUUACUAUGCGUUCAAUCUCUAUCUAUCUCUAUCUAUCUCCCCAAUGAUGUAUGUUGGUAUUCCAAAAGAAUGUUAUUUCUUAAUCAAAUUGUUACAUAAACACACAAGCAUAAAAGUAGAACACAUUUUGCUAUGCUUGACAAAGAUUAGAAUGAACAGUACAUUUUCUGAACUGGAGGAUAAUUUUGGAAUAUCAUUAUCUUAUGCUAGUAUUUGU